Molecule: messenger RNA, 1154 nt
Organism: Microdochium trichocladiopsis
Lineage: Eukaryota; Fungi; Ascomycota; Sordariomycetes; Xylariales; Microdochiaceae
Exons: 1
Coding region: 22-381 (119 amino acids)
Source: RefSeq, a predicted model, not a curated record
CGGUUCAUCACGAUCGUGAUCAUGAUCAUCAUCAUCAUCAUUAUUUUCUUCUUCUUCUUCCUCCUCCUCCUUCCGCCUCCACCCGCGACAGCGGCACAGCAACGUGGCAUUUUGCGCGCGUCAUCCUGGAUGCACGAAAUUAACCUCUUCUCCCCCAUGCAGCAAGGCUCGUGUAACCAGUUACCGGCGCCCUGGCUCAGAAGCUUGCAGCAUACCGGCCACUCUCUGACGUUGGCUCGUCGAUGUGGCGUCGCCAUGGGGCCCGCCCGACUCGGGCCUUGCCCUCCUCAGUGCUCAAACUCAACCCCCAAACGCUGGGCGGGAGUUGCCCGCGCCGCCUGUCCUUCGAAUGAGGCUCACGGCUGCUGCUGCUGGGGGUGAGGACCUGGUGCGAUUAGUUAUCCCGAGGCUCUCUCCUGGCCAGGGACUGCUGUACAGACGGCGCGGCGAGCGGUUCGUGCGGUCGUGUAGACCCUCAAACUUCGUCCUUCGUUUUGUUUCUCCCCCCUUUCGAAUUUGCCAAUCCGUCCUUUGCUCUCAAUCGUCAGCUUCUUCGCCGUCGCCACGUGAGUUGUACGGGCCGAGUUGACGCACGUCCUCCCUUUCUGGACACACUCACCCGCUUGAUAAUAGAUCUGGACUGAGCCGGCCAGCAUCACUGUGCAGAUCUUAUCUGGCCGUGUUAAUAAUUGUCAUUGUUCCCAAUAGUUGGUCAUGAUUUCCCGUCUCCCUGUGGACGCAAAUCGGGCCAGAGUCGCCCACGGGGCUGUUACGAUGCAGGCCACUGUCCAGAAUGUUUCCCGGACAUUAUCAUCACCCAGGAUUCCCCUGGCAGUCUGCCUGAACCCUGCGGAUCACGAAAAUGGAGCUCGCGAUAAUAGCUGGACCCAGUGCGCGCAAGACAGGGUACCUACUUACCAAAGUGAGUAGAGGUAGUGGACGGUCCACAACUGCGAACUCCACACGCUACACACGGUCCACGCACAAUGAACGAACGCCAGGUUCAUCCGAUAACCCCCCAUGUCCGAAGAGACUCACCCUGUAUCUCCGACGGUCCUUCCUGUACUGUAGUGCUAAUUACGUAGUGACAUUGCGUCUCACCAAAAAGAUCUGGAGAACGUGACAUGGUUCGGCGGGUCUGGGCCUUGCCGGGC